This is a messenger RNA of Kuraishia capsulata CBS 1993, 1188 nucleotides long. RefSeq lists its product as uncharacterized. NCBI's taxonomy places the organism in Eukaryota, Fungi, Ascomycota, Pichiomycetes, Pichiales, Pichiaceae. The record is from RefSeq and is a predicted model, not a curated record. Bases 1 to 1188 code for a protein of 395 amino acids. The transcript has a single exon.
AUGAGUGAGACCAACUUGGGUGCUUUGCCGAGUUUGGGUUCAGAAAAAGACGGUCCGAAGUCAGACAUAUUUAACGAUUUCUUCAGCUUGGCGAGCACUGUGGACCCCAGACCUAAAAAGAAGAAAAAGAAGUCUAAGAAGAAAGAGAAGGAGAGUAAGUCCGAUGUUGGACCAAGUCUGGAUAUUUCGUUUAGUGAUCUGAGAAGUUCCCCGAAGGUUUUUACGGAACCCAUAACGCGAGGGAGAAAGCGUGAAAAUGAGUCAGAUGAUGAAUACAGAGAGCUGACUCCCCCACCCAAACUGAAACGGGUGCCCGAUCGGAGAAAAGAGCGUGGUUCCAUAUCGGUCACUGAUGAGCAAGAGGAUGCGUUUCUGCAAAGUCUACAGAAAUCAACUCAAAGUUUCAACGUUGUUGAUGUGGAUGAAGUCGAGGCAUAUAUCCCUCAAUCUUACGAGUUCCAGACGAUGAACGAAGAUGAUCUUGCUGAGCUUAAAAACUCAAAAUUUCUAAUAACGGUGCAGUCUUAUUUCAAUAAUUCAGGUGAUGAACUCACAAUGAGGACAAAGGCAGACCACAAGUUCAGCAAAAUCAAACGCAAGCUUGUAUCGCAUUUCCAGUAUCCUCUACACAGGGCUGAUGAUUUCGUGUUUUACGAGCCCAAUCUGGGGUUGACAUUUGCAGAUGAGCUACCUGUUUACAGUGUUACAAAAUCGAUGAAGAGACUGAGAACCAGUGUGGACGGAGACUAUGUGUUAUUGCUUCAACUGCAGGACAGAAAAGAGGCACAGCGUUUGAGCGAGAAAAGAAUGCAGGAGAGACUUGUGCGGAGAGCAGAGAGAGAUCAAGAUAAUGAAAAUGAUAGUGACUUGGAGGUCAUAGAUGAGGGUAAUUCAACCUUCAUUGAUGAGGUUGAAGGUGUUCAUAUUGUCUCGUCUGCGGAGACCCAAGACGAUGCUGUCGAAAGGUAUUUCAGCAUAGAGGUUAGAGGAAGUUCUACAGACAGUGUGAAGAUUGAGGUGAGUAACUCAACUGAAAUAUCAAAAAUCGCAGAAUAUUACAAAGAGAAGAAAGGUUUGAAUCCACGUACCAAACUCUCGCUCAUAAUGGAGGAUGAACUGGAUUUGAAUAGCACUGUUGGCGAUGCAGAGCUUGAGGAUGAUGACAUAUUGGAUGUAAAGAUAUUAUAG